This is a messenger RNA of Mytilus trossulus (common blue mussel), 1382 nucleotides long. RefSeq lists its product as uncharacterized. The transcript has 6 exons. Bases 153 to 1328 code for a protein of 391 amino acids. Gene Ontology annotation, molecular function: protein binding. Gene Ontology annotation, biological process: intracellular signal transduction. NCBI's taxonomy places the organism in Eukaryota, Metazoa, Mollusca, Bivalvia, Mytilida, Mytilidae. The record is from RefSeq and is a predicted model, not a curated record.
GACGCAUUAUCGUAAGACGUGUUAUCUAUAUACUGAUUACACAACGUGAAUAUGUUUACCUGUACUAUGUGUGGUUAAAGUGAAAACAAUACUCAAAAGAAUAUUCAAUUUGCAAGACAUCUAUAGUAUGGUAAAAUUUUCACUCUCUGGACAUGACAGACUUCUGGUCUCAAUCAUAUGAUCAAAGUACAUACUUGAGACAGCAUAGUUCAAAAGUCCAGCAGUAUAAUGUUAGGACGUGUGGAAAGGAUACAGCUUUAACAACGGCAUGGGAAAUUUCUGACAGUGACGAUGUAGAUCAAAUAAUUGUAAUGACAGAAGAAAGGAUUAUAAAACGAUCUGGUCGCAAUGACCGUGUGUUGAUAAAGCAGAUAGAACUAACAGCUCUUACAAUAGCGUGUCUGUUUGGUGAAUUAAAACUUGUGAAAAAGCUUGUAGAGAAUGGAGCAAACGUCGAUCAUCCUGCCAAUGGCGAACAAUCUAGUCUCGAGUACCACAAUAAUGUACCACCAAUAUACUGUGCUGCUAUCAACUGCGACAUAGAAAUACUGAACAUUCUUAUUGAUGCAGGCGUGGACGUCAACAAAUUCCAGGGACUCCCACAGGAUAUCAACAUAGAAAACCCGUCUGACACACGUGCAAUCAUUGGACCCUACAGUUAUCCCAACACAUUGUGGGGACUGAACAAACCUUCACCUGACCCCAAGUUGUUAAUUAAAGUUCUUGAAUUGUAUUUGAACGCUGGUGUGAAACUCAAUACAACAUCAUGGGGACCAUGCCUCUUCCUAGGACGAGGAAGAGUUUUUACAGUUAAAUUUCCAACAACUUGGAUUCCACCUCCAUGGUUUGUUUGUACAUCAUCCGUACUGUUGCUACAACAUGGAGUAGACCCGAACCUUUAUAGUCUCAGACAUAUCAUGAAACAACUAGGACCACACUUUAAACAUUUCAGAAAGCACGAUUACUGUGUCAAGGACAAACUAUUUUUGAGAACGUUUUUAGCUGCUGGUUAUAGACUUACCGCAACAGAUAUUAAAUAUGUUGAGAAUAAAUAUAUUAAAGACCGUUUUGACUUUGGAAAAGAUGACGAAUUCAUGCAAAUUACUGGUCGUCUUGCAAGCUUAAAACACCUUGCUCGGACCAAAAUACGGAGUCAUAUUAUAUCCGUCAACAAAGAUACGUCAAUAUUUCCUGCUGUUGACAUGUUAGAACUUCCGGUGACAUUAAAAGAUUUUUUAAAACUAUAUGACGUUAGUCCACCAGAUUUGUCAUUGGUCAUUUGCUUUGAGCAAAUUCAAAAACGGAACGUUUCGGCAGAUGAAUUCUAAACGCUUUUUAUGUAUUUUGAAUAAAUAAAUGGAGCCAUACUUCAACAUUGUCAA